AACCAGUUAGCUGUUAGCGGAUGCUAGCAGUAUUUAGCAUCUACUUGAAACAUACUUCAACAAGUAAAAUUUGAUUUCGUCUUUUGAAGAUGGACAAAUUUGUAGUGCAGCUACCCAAAGGCGAAAAACCCAAACAAUCGAAAAGUGACGAGAAGGUUUACAAGCAAGCUACAAUUGAAUCCUUACGGAGGGUGGUUGUGAUUGAGGACAUCCUGCGCUAUAAGUCCAUGCUGGAGCUGCCAGAUCAGAGCAAAGACAACCUGCUGAGUGCCCUGCUGGAGCUGAGCAAAAAGAUCCCAUCCAGAGAGGUGCUAAAGUCCACCAAGAUAGGUCACACCGUCAACAAAAUGCGAAAACAUCUGGAUUCCGAGGUGAGUUCAGUGGCAGCCAAAGUUUACACCGACUGGAGGACUUUUAUUGAGGAGAGUUCCAACAAGCCCUCUAUUGAAGUACGCUCCGACAAGCAGUCCGAAGCACUCAGGAGCAACGCACGAAGACUGCUGGCUAAUGCACUGGAGGUCCAGGAGGAUUCUGGGCUCAUAGACAACAUCGAAAGAGAAGUUUUUCACCGGAGCCGCCGGUUAGUCAGCAGCUCAUACAGACGGACUGUUAGAGCCUUGGUGUUUGCCCUCAAACACAACCCUGAUAUCAGAAAUCAAACAAAGGACAGUCAAAUAUCAGUCAAUGAACUGGUUUCUAAAUACAAAAAAUAAGUGAAAAUUUCAAAACAGACUGAACUUUGGACUCCAUAGUUUUUAACGCAUUCACAUUGUUUUAGGUUUUAAUGUUUUUAAAUGUUUCUUUGGGUAUUUUCUCUUGAGAAGAGACAAAACACUUUUUACACUUUGUGGCACAUCAAUAACGUUACACUUUUUUCUACAUAUAUACAGAUAAAUAAAAAA
This is a messenger RNA of Nematolebias whitei (Rio pearlfish), 902 nucleotides long. It is a transcript of the gene tceanc2, whose product is annotated as transcription elongation factor A (SII) N-terminal and central domain containing 2. The transcript has 4 exons. NCBI's taxonomy places the organism in Eukaryota, Metazoa, Chordata, Actinopteri, Cyprinodontiformes, Rivulidae. Gene Ontology annotation, biological process: DNA-templated transcription. The record is from RefSeq and is a predicted model, not a curated record. Gene Ontology annotation, cellular component: nucleus. The coding region runs from base 90 to 713 and encodes 207 amino acids.